Molecule: messenger RNA, 780 nt
Organism: Eimeria mitis
Lineage: Eukaryota; Apicomplexa; Conoidasida; Eucoccidiorida; Eimeriidae
Source: RefSeq, a predicted model, not a curated record
AUGGAAUUCAAUUCAGCUUUAAAAAAAGGCUCUUUACUUGAUCGCCCGAAGGUGACGGAAGAGAGGAGAGGAGAGAAUGCCUCAGUUUUGGUGAACUCUGAUGUGAACACCACCGCUUCUGCUGCUCCCUCAGUAUCGACUGAGGAAGCUGCAGCAAAUGCAACAGAAAUUGUUGCUGCGAAGAAGAAGAAGAAAAAGGAAGACGAAGCCCUUCGGGCUUUCGUAGCCAAAGCGGUGGAGAAACGGAGCCAAACGUCUGAAAAGAGGAGAGAACGAAAAGCGAAAAAGGAAACGGAACAGCCAAUGUGCUGGGUGUAUCCUUCACCUACUGAGGCUGCACACGAGGAAAAGAAAGAGGAAGCGAACCUCCAAAUAGGAAACCCCAAGCCUGAAACCCAAGAAGAAGAAGGGGGGGAAACUGUGCAAGUGACGGAAAUCAAGGACGACGAAGAAAUCGUGCAAAGAGGAGAAAUCAAACAAGAAGAGGAACUCAUACGAGAUGAAGUCAUCCCACAAGAAGGGGAACCUGUACAAGAGAAGUAUAAAGUGUCAUCACCUGAGGUCUUGCCUGUUGCAUGUCAAGCACAGAACAGCAGCAGCAGCAGCAGCAAGAACAACGACGCCAGCAGCAGACGCGGAAGCGAGCACUCAGAAACGGGCGGCCUCUCACCAAACAUAUUUGCCCGUUUGCCCCCAUCAGCAGAUACCCUGAGGGACUCAACAGAAGAUACCGAGAGGCCACCGCCAUUGCCCGUUUGCCCCCAUCAGCAGAUACCCUGA